Acanthoscelides obtectus is the source of this 1683-nucleotide messenger RNA. The record is from the annotation of a GenBank genome assembly. NCBI's taxonomy places the organism in Eukaryota, Metazoa, Arthropoda, Insecta, Coleoptera, Chrysomelidae.
CAACUUCGAAUUACUGUUUUAUUCGCCGCCAUUUUCAGUUUAAAAUUAGUCUCAGUUCUACAUCUUAGCAUUUGCGUGACGCCUCAGCCGGUGCACGUUAGAAAUGCAGCCACAGAUUAACUACAAAUGACGUCCCUUGUCAGGUUCAUCAUACCGUAUAUCAGUGUAGUCAGUAUAACUGUCAAACAUUUUUACAGAAUGCCAAAAGUGGGUAUAAACGGUUUCGGAAGAAUCGGGAGAUUAUUUCUAAGGGCGGCUCUAGCGAAAAACGUAGACGUUGUAGCCAUAAAUGAGCCGUUCGCAGACACAAAAUACGUCGCAUAUCUUUUUAAGCAUGACUCUACACAUGGAAGGUUUUAUGGAAACGUAUGUCCAGAAGAUAAGUGCCUCACUAUCGACAAAAAGAAAAUAUCAGUAUUUCAGGAAAAAGAACCUAGCAAGAUUCCAUGGAAACAAGCAGGUGUAGACUACAUUAUAGAGUCAUCUGGAGUAUUCACUACUAUUGAGAAGGCAUCACAACUGUUAAAAGGAGGAGCGAAAAAAGUGAUUAUCUCCGCACCAUCUAAAGAUGCGCCUAUGUACGUUUGUGGCGUCAACUUGGAUAAGUUCGAUCCUAAAUAUAAGGUGGUCUCCAUGGCAUCGUGCACGACGAACUGUCUCGCGCCAUUGGCCAAGGUCAUCCACGACAAUUUCGGCAUCGCAGAAGGCCUCAUGACCACAGUGCAUGCGGUGACCUUGUCGCAGAAGGUCAUCGAUGGUAUGGCGAAGAAAGCGUGGCGAGACGGUAGAUCGGCGAUGUGCAACAUCAUUCCUGCAUCUACGGGAGCUGCCAGAGCCGUGGGCAUGGUCAUACCUGAGCUGCAGGGAAAACUUACUGGAAUGGCCUUUCGUGUACCCGUACCAACCGCUUCAGUGGUUGAUCUCACCAUCCGAAUUUGCAAACCAACCGACUACGAAAAGAUCAAAUGUGCAGUCAAAGAGGCCGCGGAAGGCUCAAUGUGCGGCAUUUUGGGUUACACCGAGGAAGAUAUCGUAUCCACAGACAUCAUCGGAAGUCCCUACUCCUCCAUAUUCGACGCGAACGCUGGUAUUAUGCUGAACGAGAAUUUUGUCAAACUAAUCAGUUGGUAUGACAACGAGGCGGGGUACGCGAACAGACUUGCAGACUUUGUGCAGUUUGUCAAAAAGAAAGAUGAUGAAAGCGCUUGUGCCCCAAAGAAACCCGAGUGCCCUCCUAAACCUCCAGAUUGUGGCAAGAAGUGAUGGGGCUUCAGUAAGGUUUUAAUAAUGUACAGAAUGGAGACCGGGUUAUAUGAAGAGCGAGUCAGUAAUACUUCGCUGUCAUUACGUAAAACGAAAAGAUCAGCGAUAUUAAAGCCGACAUUAUUUACUGCAUAAGUACCAAUCUGGGCAUUCUGCUGCAGGAACUACACGUAACAUAUGCCAAAAGAGAGAAAAUACAAGAUCUCCAUUUAAAAAUGCACGGAAAUGAGGAUGAAUAAUAAGAUAAUAAGAAUAAGACGAUGAUUAUUAUGAUGAUAAUAAUAAUGUUGAUGAUGAGAUAGAAGAGGACAAAGUAUGAAAUGAAGACGGGCAGAAAUGAAGAAGAGAAAAUGAAUUUCUUAGAUGUCAAUAUAUGUAAUCACAUAUUAUUCAAUAAAGAUCCUCUACCUUCUUUGAAAA